This is a messenger RNA of Prorocentrum cordatum, 819 nucleotides long. NCBI's taxonomy places the organism in Eukaryota, Dinophyceae, Prorocentrales, Prorocentraceae. The record is from the annotation of a GenBank genome assembly.
AUGGUGGAAGAGGUGGUCCAGGAGGGCAUCUACCUCAGCCAAGGCCUCCUCUUCUCGCACCAACUCGCCAGUCAUCCCCUUGGCGAGAGCGAACACGGGCGGAUUGCGGAAACUGUACCCCGCCACUUCAACGACACUCUCCAUGUUCCUGUAGUAGACCCCGUCGCACUCAAACACCGUGCUGUCUUCCACGUUCCCACUCCCACCUUAACCUGCCACGUACGCCUUCACGUCCCCGUCGCAGGGCGCGAGGCAGGUGGCGGAGGCCGAGGGCGCGAAGGCUCCGAUGCGCAAGCGCGCCGCCUCGCCGAGGAGCUCCGCCCUGCUCGGGACCGCGGCGAAGACGGCCCGCGUCGCCACGCUGGUGGGGCAGAUAUGCACCCGGAAGUGCUGUUGGUGCACUGGCUGGGGCAACUGCCCAGCGUCGGAAAGCCGUCGGCCCACGAAACGAGGAUCGGGUUGUUCAGAGUGUACCGGUCCAGCUGGGAGACCACCUUGCCGUUUGCCAAGAUCUCCACGCUGACGGUGCACGUGGUCGGGGUCCACAACGGCAUGCUGGAUUGGCCGCACUCGGUGCCAUUCGUGACCUCGUCGCAGACGCGCAUGCCAAUGCUCUCACACAUCGCGUUUGCGGUCUCGAAGCGGACCUUCUCCUCAGGGUACGAGCACACGCUCUUCGACUCGAGCGCCCCGUCCGAGCAGUUGUCGUCAGCGUACGGGACGCCCUGUUCCCAGCAGGUCAACCGGCAAAACUUAUUCGCGUCCCACCAGUCAGAGACGGCCGGACAACCCAUGUUGAUCGCCCAGGGCAGCGUCUGA